UGCAUCAGGAGACGUCAGUCACGCCCGGAAGGCUGUUAGAAUCCGCCUCCCUGAGAAAAGAGCUCAAAUAAAUAAUUGAUGGCGAUUGAUGCUGUUCUGGACAAAGCUUUGCGGAAAACCAGUGCAUCCGAUUUCGAGCGGUUUUGGAAUCUUCUGCCAAGUAAGGGGUAUGUAAGUGCAGCAAAGACUUUAAGCGUGGCUACCGGACUUCCAUCUCGGGCGUGGCUCUGGCCUUUUUGUCUUCUUGCCACCACCCCCGUCCCCUCUUUCUUCUCUUUCCUUUUGAAAGUAGCCUCUCUUUGGUUACUUUUAGCCGGUUCCCUCUUGCAAUCCCGCCCCCUCCCCUGCCCAGUCUGGUGAGGUCAGCUCAUGAAUAUCUGUGCACUUCCUGGGGAGCGUCUGGCACUGCUUGGUACCUCUCGUAUUCGCCUGCUCCGAGCCGCAGCUUCAGCCCAGCCACCGACCGCGGAGGAGUAAUACGCUCUUCUGGCCGCUGAGUCUCCACGUUAACGCCAUUGUUUGGAGAAACCGAUUUCGCAUGGAACUGGAACCCACAGGCCCAAAGGCAAAGUGCUCAGCCAGACAGUUGUAUAGAAUACUACGAAGCUAAACUUUCCUCGCCUCCGAAAGACACAAUAAGAAACCCUGAAUUCCCUGGAAGAUCAGAAAGAAAACGCUGUUGAUUUGUUUCAACUUCGAAACAUCGCCUCUGCUAAGAAGUGAGCAGUUCUGGAUUUUCUAUUGCGAUGGGAAUGAAAGAUGGGGUGGGUCAGUGGGCAGAUAAAACUCGAGAUUAAAAUGUUGGUUUGGGCCAUGCCGGGGCUGCUUAUUUGGCGAUUUCCACCGGGGAGGCCUCGAAGAGACACAGCAUCUUGUCACUUUGUGAGAACCACGUGACAGCAGCCAGAUUAGAAAGGAAAUUGGUGGCAGUGAGGAGGGACGAGAAUGAUCUGGUGAUGGAUUACUGUAAAUCGCAUCCAAUAGAUUCUUGCUAGAUUGCCAUGAGUCAGCCACCGACGGGGGGCGCUGCCCCUGCCACGGCAGCAGCUUCUGCCGCCACCGCUGCCACUGAGGCUCGCUUGCACCCGGAGGGCAGCAGCAGAAAGCAGCAGCGUGCUCAGUCACCCGCUAGACUGAGAGACAAUUCGGUCCGACAGACAACCGCGACCACCCGGUCCCCAGUAGGGGCCGGUACUAAAGUCAAUUCUGUUCGACAGCAGCAGCUGCAGCAGCAGCAGCAGGGCAACAAGACCGGGAGCCGCUCGGCGCCUCCUGCCAGCGCCCGAGGAAGCGGAGGCGGGGCGGAAAAGGCCGCACCCCUGGCUCCCAAGGGGGCCGCGCCGGGAGCUGUCCAGACAGUGGCUGGUGCUGAAGCGGCCCCGGUGGCGACCCUGGCCCCGGCAGGUGUUAGGAGGCCUGGCCCGUCGGAGGAGACGCCCCGGGAGCUAGAUCCUGCGUCCUCUAAACUCGGGGAACCCCCUCCGCUUGGAGAAGGAGGAGGAGGGGGUGGGGAAGGAGGAGGAGCCGGCAGCGGCUCUGGGGAAAGGGAGGGGGGCGCUCCGCAGCCGCCGCCGCCGCCCAGGGGCUGGCGAGGGAAAAGCGUACGCGCUCAGCAGAGGGGCGGCAGCGGCGGGGAGGGGGCCGCCCCUUCGCCAUCCUCCUCCUCUGCGGGCAAAACCCUGGGCCCCGGCAGCAGAAACUCCGGGAUAGGCGUUGUGGGGGGUGGCAGCGGUGGCGGAGGGAGCUACUGGAAGGAAGGAUGUCUGCAGUCUGAGCUCAUCCAGUUCCAUCUCAAGAAAGAGCGGGCGGCAGCAGCGGCGGCCGCGGCUCAGAUGCACACUAAGAACGGCGGCGGCGGCAGCAAUCGUAGCUCUCCGGUCGCCGGCGCUCCUUCCAUUUGCGAGCCCCUCGCAGUCCCUUUCAACUCCUCAAUGGCGGCGGCAGCAGAGGGCCCCCAACAGAGCGCAGAGGGCAGCGCGAGCGGUGGGGGUAUGCAGGCAGCGGCGCCCCCUUCGUCGCAGCCGCACCCGCAGCAGCUCCAGGAGCAGGAGGAGAUGCAGGAGGAGAUGGAGAAGCUGAGGGAGGAAAACGAGACUCUCAAGAAUGAGAUCGAUGAACUGAGGACCGAGAUGGACGAGAUGAGGGACACUUUCUUCGAGGAGGACGCCUGUCAACUGCAGGAAAUGCGCCACGAGUUGGAGAGGGCCAACAAAAACUGCCGGAUCCUGCAGUACCGCCUCCGCAAAGCCGAGCGCAAAAGGCUCCGCUACGCGCAGACAGGGGAAAUCGACGGCGAGCUCUUGCGCAGCCUGGAGCAGGACCUCAAGGUUGCAAAGGAUGUAUCUGUGAGACUUCACCAUGAAUUAGAAAAUGUGGAAGAAAAGCGAACAACCACAGAAGAUGAAAAUGAGAAACUGAGACAGCAGCUUAUAGAAGUUGAGAUAGCAAAGCAAGCUCUACAGAAUGAACUGGAAAAAAUGAAGGAGCUAUCUUUAAAAAGAAGAGGAAGCAAAGAUUUGCCAAAAUCUGAAAAAAAGGCUCAACAGACUCCCACAGAGGAGGACAAUGAAGAUUUGAAAUGCCAGCUGCAGUUUGUGAAGGAAGAAGCUGCUUUGAUGAGAAAGAAAAUGGCCAAGAUUGAUAAAGAAAAAGACAGAUUCGAACACGAGCUCCAGAAGUACAGAUCCUUUUACGGGGAUCUAGACAGUCCUUUACCCAAAGGAGAAGCAGGGGGACCGCCCAGCACCAGGGAGGCUGAGCUCAAGCUACGGCUGAGGCUGGUGGAGGAAGAAGCCAACAUCCUGGGCAGAAAAAUCGUCGAACUGGAGGUGGAGAACAGAGGCUUGAAGGCAGAGCUGGACGACCUGAGGGGCGAUGACUUCAAUGGCUCGGCCAACCCUCUCAUGAGGGAGCAGAGCGAAUCGCUCUCGGAGCUGCGGCAGCACCUGCAGCUGGUGGAAGACGAGACGGAGUUGUUGCGGAGGAACGUGGCUGACCUGGAGGAGCAGAACAAGCGCAUCACCGCGGAGCUCAACAAGUACAAGUACAAGUCCGGCAGCCACGAAAGCUCACGGCACCAUGACAACGCCAAGACUGAGGCCCUACAGGAGGAGCUGAAGGCUGCGCGCCUGCAGAUCAACGAGCUCAGUGGCAAGGUCAUGCAGCUGCAGUAUGAGAACCGUGUGCUUAUGUCCAACAUGCAGCGCUACGACCUGGCCUCACACCUGGGCAUCCGCGGCAGCCCCCGCGACAGUGACGCCGAAAGUGACGCGGGCAAGAAGGAGAGCGAUGAUGACUCCCGGCCACCACACCGCAAGCGCGAAGGGCCCAUAGGCGGCGAGAGUGACUCGGAGGAGGUGCGCAACAUCCGCUGCCUCACGCCCACCCGCUCCUUCUACCCAGCGCCGGGGCCCUGGCCCAAGAGCUUCUCAGACCGGCAGCAGAUGAAGGACAUACGCUCAGAGGCCGAGCGCCUGGGCAAGACCAUCGACCGGCUCAUCGCUGACACCAGCACCAUCAUCACCGAGGCACGCAUCUACGUGGCCAACGGGGACCUGUUCGGACUGAUGGACGAGGAGGACGAUGGCAGCCGCAUCCGCGAGCACGAGCUGCUCUACCGCAUCAACGCUCAGAUGAAGGCCUUCCGCAAGGAGCUGCAGACCUUCAUCGACCGCCUGGAGGUGCCCAAGUCCGCGGACGACCAGGGCGCCGAGGAGCCCAUAUCCGUGAGUCAGAUGUUCCAGCCUAUCAUUUUACUUAUUCUCAUUCUUGUAUUAUUUUCAUCACUUUCUUACACAACGAUAUUUAAACUCGUCUUCCUUUUUACACUGUUUUUUGUACUGUAAAUCUUUCAUCAUUUACCAUUCAUUGUAGUAUUUCAGUUUGUUUGUUUUGUUCACCCUUCAAGACAAGAAGUAAAAGAAGUAUAAUUUCUGUAGUAACCAAUGCUAUAAAAACACUGAAGACUGCUUAUUUCUUUAAAAAGACACAUCUUACCCCUACCGAAUUCAAUAAGAAGCCCAAGCGUUAAAGAUUUCAGGCAAGUGAGACUGCUUCAAAUAAAACAACUCCAAGCUUCCAAGAAACAGUUAAGAGAAGACAGAGACGAGCAGAAACACCCCUUCACCAACACUCGCACGGUUGCCAUGGACCUACAUAAGCAGUGGGAGAACACAGAGACUAACUGGCACAGGGAAAAGAUGGAAUUACUGGACCAGUUUGACAAUGAAAGGAAGGAAUGGGAAAGUCAAUGGAAGAUCAUGCAGAAGAAGAUAGAAGAGCUCUGCCACGAAGUAAAGCUUCGAAGGAAAAUCAACAUGAGUGAGCGUGCUAGGAUCCCUGAUUUCGAUCGUGAGAAGACCAUUCAGGAUAAAAUGGUGGAAUCCUUCCCAAAUGACCCCAGUUCAGGACAAUGUGAAUUGAUGGGGGUGAAUAACAGGGAUGGGCUGGGAAAAAAAGAUAAAAUGGAGCAGAGCUUACUCAGUGAAAGACAGCCCAUGUGUAAAGAACAAAAAGCAACCAAAAAAUCCAAAGUAGAGUUUAUAGAUGCUUUGGCCUCAGACAACCAAAAGAAAGGUGAGACCUGGCCGGACCUGAAGGCUUCUGAAGAGAGUGAGAGCUGUUCUGGAGCCCUCCACACAGCUCUUGAAGAACUUGCUAAAGUUAGUGAAGAAUUAUGCAGCUUUCAAGAGGAAAUACAAAAGCGGUCUCACCACAGAAGGAUGAAGUCAGAUUCUUUUCUCCAGGAAGUCCCAAAUGUAAUUAAUAUGCCUCAUGGAGAUCACAUGAUCAACAGCACCCAAUGCAUUCCUUCAACCGAUUUUGAAAAAGAAAAACAAAAAAACAGAAAGAACCUUAGCUGUACUGAUGUUUUCCAAAACAAUUAUAAGAAAAAGGGUGGAAUUGAUAUAAUUGAUCUGCAGAGACAUGAAACUCCACCAGUUCCUCCUCCAAGAAGCACAUCUCGAAAUUUUCCCAGUUCAUAUUCUGAACAAGCCCAUGAAAGUUUGAAGGAGAGUUUAGACCACAACAUCUGGGUGACCCAAGAUCAAAGUGAAAGGAACUGCACCCCUCGUUUCCUUUGGAGGCAGGAUGAGAUGCCUACACUGCGUCUAAAUGAAGGCAAGACUUUGAAAGAUGGUAUCAUGUUUUCUCCUUCCGCACCCAAAACGAAAAUAAAUAACACUGCUUCAUGCAGUGAAAAUGCUGAACUUAGGACGUGGUCGUGUGACAUUGGGAUAGGCGUAAAAAAUAGAUCCUCUACGCCGUGGUUUCAGAAAACCUGCUCUAGUCCCAGUAAGCCAAAAGAUGAAAAGGCGAUCCCAGAUCACCCUGUUAAAUCUCAUCCUGAUCCGCACAGACGCAAUGACAGUAGCUCCUCAGUGACACAAAGCAGUGGCCCACUGAGAAAUUUUAGUUGUGGCUUUGAAAAGACUACUAGGAAUGAAAAGCUGGCAGCAAAGACUGAUGAAUUUAACAGGACCGUAUUCAGAACAGAUAGAAAUUGUCGUGCAGUACAGCAAAAUCAAAGCUACUCAGAAUCGCCUGAAGAUCUUCAGCCCCAUGAUUCCUUAAUAACAAGUAUAGGUAACGUGUCAGAAAGUGACAGUGUUUCUGACAUUCUGAAAACCAGUGCCCCCAUGCCUAUGCCCAAGGAAAACGUACCUGAUAAUUCCACCCAGAAAUCCGCAGCCAGCCUAUUUGGACAAAUGGAGGAACAUGGAAGCCCUAGCAGUUAUCGUAAGAGGCUCCAUGAGCAUGACUGGAGACCCAGCAAUUUGUCUGGCCGCCCAAGAUCAGCUGAUCCCAGGUCAAAUUAUGGUGUGGUAGAAAAGCUGCUGAAAACCUAUGAGACAUCCACAGGGUCUGCACUGCAAAAUUCUAAGUGCUUUCAGACUAAUUGGACCAAAUGUAAUUCUGAUGUCAGCUGUGGAGCCACAUUAAAUCAGCGUUUAGAAAAGCUCCAGAUAGAACAAGAGCUUCAGCAUAAGACAGCUAUGUGUGGAGCUCGGCAACUGAAGCAAGUAAUAGACUGGAAAAAAGUAACAGAGGAACCGAUGGCAGUGAAAUCCUCACAUGGAAAAGGAUUUUCCCGACCUGCUAGACCAGCAAAUCGCCGUCUCCCAUCCAGAUGGGCAUCCAGAUCUCCAUCAGCACCCCCUGCCUUGCGGAGAACUGCUCAGAGCUUUACCAUUUCUUAACGAUCAGAAGCAUCGAUGGUCUGAGCCUCUGGCCUGGCUUACUAGAUUUCAGAAGUCCCAUUUGCCAAAGAGAGAGUUCAGAGUGUUAUCAACCAGUUCAGUCUCUUCUGUAUCUUUCAAGAUUACUGGGACAAACAAUUUAAAUCUUAACCUCCCAUCAGUCUUCAGUGUUUUUAAUCUAUGGUAUAAUUAUCUUCCUUAUUUUGAUUUCUUAGAUCUGAAUUUUUUAAUGCCAUCCUCAUUAAUUUGAUUAUGAUUUAAGUUGGAACAAUGUACUAUAGUGUAUAUUCUAACUUUCUUGCAAGUGGCAGAAAGCAAGGUUAUGUGCAUGGCCAUGUGUUUGUAGGUGCAUGUGUUGAUAUAGGAAGUAUCUUAGUAUGUACUUAGAUAAGAACAACUUAUGUGCUAGUGUUGACUUUGAAAUUAUAACAUGUAUACCUAUAUAUUCUUUGUGUUUCUUUAAAAUUUUUAAAAAUAUACAGUAUUAUUUAUAUUUUGUAUACCUUUGAAUAGGUAUCCACUUAAGGCUUUUGAGGGAUCCCUGGCCCCAAGGACAUUUAAAAAUAAUUAUACAUGUAUCUAACAUUAGUAGAUUUCUACCUACAACUCACAGUUUCUUACCCCAUACAAGGAUAGUCUAAUACCAUUGAUCUCCUUGUCCACUCUUUUAAAUAAAUACAAUUGUUCCAGGUUUAACAGGUCAGCCUUCUAAAGCCAAUAUGAAAUGUUCAAAAACCUUUUCUAUAUCAUUCAGCAGUCUAUCACAGCUUUAACUGGAUACUCGAUCCUCAGAGGAAGCAUCCUAAGACCACUUUAUAAAUGACGUGACUAAAUAAUUAAUUUAUUUUGGCAAUUUCACUAACAACAUUCCUUAGGUGGGGAUAUGAAAAGAAAUUCAAUUAUGCUGAGUUCUACUUUUUGUUAAAAUUUUAGUAAGCUUUUUGAUCGUCUACUUUAUUUGGAGUCAUGCAGAUUAGGAGGUAAGUCAUUUAUUUUCUCCUUUUUUAACCUUUCCCCAAAAAUGAAUAGAUAAAAGACUAAUUCAAUUUUUUAUUAACAGGAAAAUCAGAAAUGAUAUUUCAUUGAGACCUGAAUAUAAUAUAUUCCUUAUAGUGUGCUACAUUUAAAAAAAAAUGGCCUUAAAUUAAUCUUUGGCAUCCAUGGGUAGCAUAAAGAACGUAAUUUUUUUUGUCAUAAUUUUCAAACAGUGCACCCAUAAAUAAGAUCUAUAUUAAAAACUGACAGAAAUAUGAAUGUUGAGGUGCUCAGAAUUCCACAGAGAAUAUCUCAGAAGCAACUUUAUCCCUUUCCAUAAAACCAUAAAACCCACUAGGCUAUUAGAUGGUAAUUCUUUUCUUUCUUUUCUUUUCUUUUUUUUUUUUUUUUUUUUUUUUUUUGGUCUUUUCUAGGGCCGCACCUAUGACACAUGGAGGUUCCCAGGCUAGGGGUCUAAUCAGAGCCUUAGCCACCGGCCUAUGCCACAGCCACAACAACUCAGGAUCCAAGCUGCGUCUGCAACCUACACCACAGCUCAUGGCAAUGCUGGAUCCUUAACCCACUGAGCGAGGCCAGGGACCAAACCUGCAACCUCAUGGUUCCUAGUCAGAUUUGUUAACCACCGAGCCAUGACGGGAAUUCCCAUAGAUGGUAAUUUUUUUUCAGCUUUCCUUUUCCUGCCAAAAAGAUUAAGGAAUUCUUAUGACAAAAUAUUUGAAGAGCUUUGUCCUUCUGAUAUAUCCUAAUAGUUUAGAGAAAUUUACUUCAUUACACCAUGGCUGGAGGUAAAGUAAUUAAUUUUCAAAUCCCAGACUGCCUUAAAGGCUCAAGACUGUUGCACGGUUAUAGACAGAUUCGUACUUUCCAAAGGAGAGUUGCUAGGAGUUGAGCAGAAUUAAACUUCUAGAAUGUGAGAUUGGUAGCAGAUGGUAAGUAAGAGCUGUAGAUCCACUUUUCUUUUCCUUUUUUUCUUUUUUUUUUUUUUUCUUGGCCCCCACCUGUGGAAGCUCCUGGCCCAGGGAUGGAACCCGAGCCGCAGUUGCAGGAAAUGCCACAGCUGUGGCAAUACCAGCUCCUUAACCUGCUGUGUCAGAAGGGAACUUCCUAGAUCCACUCUUUUAAUUCUUGUUUCUUUCAGGAAUAUCAUUUUCCAUAGGAAGCCUAUCAGAGAAAAGUAACCUAGACACCAAGUAAUGUCACUUAUAUAAUACGCUUUUCAUCUAGAAGAGAGAAAAUACUGUUGAGGUGGUAGCCUGUCGGAUAAAACGAUGGACCUGUCGGGAAGAUGCUGCUGUGUAACACUGGGGAGCCUGCCCAAGGACUGUGGGAUGUAGCUGUUCCUCUCCUCCACUGUAUGCCAGGUAGUCUGUCAGGGAUCUGUGGAUCCUAACUUGAGUGACAAGUCAGAAUAUUGAGGAUUGUUUUUUCCUUUAGACUCCUGACCUCACCCCGUGAUUACUAGAACAAAAUUUCCAGGCGUGGGGAGGGAAUCUUGAGUCCUUAAACAAAGCAAAAUAUUUGAUGAUUGGGGAGAUUUGGAAGCUCUGACAUUGAUUGAUAUCUUAAUAGAUGGGUAUCAUUGGGUAGUCAUGUUACGUCUUUGGAACUUGCCUUUGUUAUCUGUAAAUUAAAAGGAUGAUAUUGUCAGGCCUCACAAUUCUAUGCCACUUUUUCUAUGACCAUUUGAAUAAAACAGCAGGACACAUUUUAA
This is a messenger RNA of Sus scrofa (pig), 8907 nucleotides long. It is a transcript of the gene MTCL3, whose product is annotated as MTCL family member 3. The record is from RefSeq and is a predicted model, not a curated record. Lineage: Eukaryota; Metazoa; Chordata; Mammalia; Artiodactyla; Suidae. Gene Ontology annotation, biological process: regulation of autophagy.